Messenger RNA from Anopheles coustani, 1881 nucleotides. Its product is annotated as forkhead box protein C2-B. NCBI's taxonomy places the organism in Eukaryota, Metazoa, Arthropoda, Insecta, Diptera, Culicidae. Gene Ontology annotation, biological process: regulation of transcription by RNA polymerase II. Gene Ontology annotation, molecular function: DNA-binding transcription factor activity, RNA polymerase II-specific; RNA polymerase II cis-regulatory region sequence-specific DNA binding. Bases 1 to 1881 code for a protein of 626 amino acids. The transcript has 5 exons. The record is from RefSeq and is a predicted model, not a curated record.
AUGACGCAACUGGAGGAUGAUGACCUUUUGAACAAUUUGCUGAAAAUACCGGGCACCAUCAUCAUCUACAAUAACGACAUGAGCUCCUAUGAUUACGUGCUGAAUGCUCACAAUGUGACGCUGCCUCUGACGCCGGCCACCUCCACCGCCGGUUCAGCCGCUUCCGAGCAAUCGGUGGACGAUUUGAAUAGCAGCGCAUCGAUCGAUACCGACCUGGCAGGCUCCCCGGUGCCCACAUACCAAAGCACCGGUGGAGCUAGCCUCCACCAUCCGCAGCUGCAGCCCGAUUCACCCGCAUCCAUCCUGAUGGAAACGCCCGGUUGCUCCGAGCUGGACCAGAGCUUCGGUAGCGUGGGCUACUCCGGGCCUCAGGACGAUCCCACCACGGGCCGGUCGUCGUCCCAUGUGGAAGAGGAAAUGGUGCUCGAAGGGAGCGAACUGGAGGACGAGCCGGACGAAACGGACCCCGGGGGGACGGUGACGUUGGUCGCCGACGAGGAAGACUCCGAGCCGGAGCUUACCAAUCUGUCCUGGUUGACGGAGCUAAAGAACAUCACCAACCUGACGCCCUCGGACGUGCCGCUGACGGAUUUGCCAACGGCUCGGUUUAACAAAUUUAUCGCACAAGUGCGAAGGAGCCGCGAGACGUACGACAAGCGCAAGGAGCAGUACACGUCACCGGCGAGCUCGCUGGAAAAACCUCCCUUCAACUAUGCACAAAUCAUCGCCAUGGCCAUGCUCGAGGAGGGCCGCAUGACGCUCAAGCAGAUAUGCAAAUGGAUUCAGGAGAAGUUUUCCUACUACAAGGUGCACAAAAACUGGAAUAAUUCCAUCCGACACAAUUUAUCGUUGAGUUUUUUCUUCACCAAAGUACAACGGGCCAAAGACGAGAAGGGUAAGGGCGGCUACUGGGAGCUGUCCAUGGAUGUGUCAAAAAGCGAGCGCCGGCGGAUUCGCAUACGGCAGCGUAACAAAGGGUCCAAUAUCACCAACAAUGGUGGUUGCGCCGCCGGAGGAAACAAUCGACGAACCUCGACGGCACCAAGGAUGCCGAAAGGAUCGUCCGGUGCUGGCGGGUCGGAGGCCAACGGUCAGGCUACCAGUAAUAACAACAACAAUGAGCGGACGGUCAACAAUAACCUCACGCCCGACAAACAGCCGGGUCCUGAUCCGACGGUUCCUUGCGAAGUGAUUGAGCAGGAAAUCGUCUUAGCAUCUUCGGAAACGGUCCCGUGCCCGACCGGUGCUACACUACUUACCGCUCUCGAUAGCAAUAAUAACAGUUGCCCACAGCAGCAACAAUCCAUCAUCCCGGUGCCGAUCGGGGUCACUAACGGCGAGGCACUGCCGGUGCAAAUCGAUAUAAUCGACAAUUACAGCAAGCCAUCGUCCGGGAUGGAUAUGAUCGUUGAACUCCCGACGCCGGACCCUACGCCGGUUACGCAGACGAUGGACGUCACGGAGGAAAUGCCCGGUACCGGGUCGGUGGGCUCCAAUCUGGUCGCCCAAACGACGGUCCCCCCGGAUCAUCUGGUGGUAAACGAGGAUCAGUUGAUCCACGCCAGUGCGCUGGUGGAAAACUGUACGAUCAACUUCGAUUCCAUCAUGAACGGUGAUAACGGUGCCAGCAUUUUCAGCAGUCUCAACGUGGAUGAGAUUUUCUCCGACAAUGAAAUACCACAACCGGCGAACGACGACAUUAUUGUGCCAUUCUUUAGCAACGUCCAGCAGGUCCAGACCGGACCGAACGUGGUCGUUGAGACCAUACCCUACUAUCUGCCCGACAUGGGCAACUUCGACGAGAGCGAUUUUGGCAAUUUGAUCAACAUUAACGAGCAGGAAAUAAGUGACGAGUUUCUGAACGAGCACGGAUUCCUGUAG